Molecule: messenger RNA, 3813 nt
Organism: Lactuca saligna
Lineage: Eukaryota; Viridiplantae; Streptophyta; Magnoliopsida; Asterales; Asteraceae
Source: the annotation of a GenBank genome assembly
AUGGCAUCUUCAUCAUCAUUUUCUCCUUCUGCUCCAGCCAUUUCUUCUCAAUCAUGGAAGUAUGAUGUUUUUCUUAGCUUCACAGGAGAAGAUACUCGCAAGACUUUUGUGGAUCAUCUCUACACGGCUCUUGAAAACCAAGGAAUCUACGCUUUCAAGGACGAUGAAACACUUCCUCAGGGCAAUUCAAUCCGUCCAUCCCUUUUGAAGGCUAUAGAAGAAUCUCAGAUUGCUGUUGUCAUAUUCUCUGAAAAUUAUGCAGAUUCUUCAUGGUGCUUAGAUGAACUUGUACAUAUUAUGGAAUGCAAGAAAACGAAAUGCCAAAUUGUUAUGCCCAUAUUUUAUGAAGUGGAUCCCUCUGAAGUACGAAAACAGAAACGAAAAUAUGGAGAAGCAUUUGACAACCAUGAGUUGGAGAACAAGAAGAAAAUUAAAUCUUGGAGACAAGCUUUUGUGGAUGACCCUUGGGGAUGGCUCUCUGCACCUCGAGAACAGAGUCGGAAAUACCAUGAAGCCUUGGCCAAGCAUGAGUUGGAGAACAAGGCCAAGGUUGAAUCUUGGAGAAAAGCACUUGUGGAUGCAAGUAACAUUUCUGGAUGGGAUCCCAAGCAUGUUGCCAACGGAUAUCUUUCUUUGUUUUUGCACUUUUUAUUCUUAAAUUAUAUGCAUGAAGCAAAGGUCAUCAAAGAAAUUGUUGACCACAUUUCACACAGCUUACAACGAGUAAUUCCAAGUACAAAUGGCAAUCUGAUUGGAAUAACGGCUCGUGUUCAAGGUUUGAAAUCGGAUUUACGAAUUGGAUCGGGUGGUGUGCACAUGGUUGGGAUAUGGGGGGUUGGGGGUGGUGGUAAGACUACUCUUGCAUCUUCUGUUUAUGAUGAAAUCUCUAGCAACUUUGAUGGCUUUUGCUUUGUCGAAAAUAUUCGGGAGGAAUCAAUAAGUAAGAAUGGUUUGGAAAAACUACAAGAAAAAAUUCUUUAUGGUAUUUUGAAGCGAAGGCAAGUGCAGGUGGGGAGAGUUGAGGAGGGAAAACGAAUGAUAAUGAGUAGGUUAUGCCAUAGAAAGGUCUUGAUUGUUCUUGAUGAUGUCAAUUGCAUUGAACAACUAAAAGCGUUGGCUGGAUCACAUGAUUGGUUCGGUGAAGGAAGCCGAAUAAUUAUCACAACUAGAGAUGUGCAUUUAUUAAAUAUUCACAAAGUCGACGUGAUACAUGAAAUUACCUUGUUAAAAAAUGUUGAGGCCAUGGAUCUCUUCUGCAAGCAUGCACCUCGGGGUGACAAACGUAUAGAAGAUUAUGAGCUACUCUCAAAAGAAGUUGUUUACUAUGCUGGUGGGCUCCCAUUAGCACUUACAGUUCUUGGUUGUUUUCUAUGUGAUAAAGGUAUUAACGAGUGGAGGAGUGCGUUAGCCAGACUGAAAAAGAUCCCAGAUACCAAUAUUGUGGAAAAGCUAAAAAUCAGCUUUGAUGGACUUCAAAAGGAUGAGAAAGAGUUGUUCCUUGAUAUUGCAUGUUUCUAUAGAGGACAGUAUAAAAAUGAAGGGAUAAUGGCGAUGCUUGAUGCUUGUGGUUUUCACCCUGUUAUAGGAAUAGAGGUGUUGAGACAAAAGGCUCUCAUAACUAUUUCUAGGAAUGGAAGAUUUGAUAUGCAUGAUCUGGUGCAAGAUAUGGGACACCACAUUGUUAGAGGGGAACACCCUAGCAAUCCUGGAAAACAUAGUAGAAUUUGGAAGAAGGAAGAUGUUGUAAAAAUAUGUGCUAUGGAUGCAACGACGGAACUUGACAUGAUUGAAGCGAUAAGAUUUGAAGACAAUAGUUAUGGUUCAGUAAAACUUGUUCCUCCAAUUGUUGUGAACAUGAAAAACCUUCGGUGGAUUGACUGGAGAGGUAAUCUUGCAACUCCUUUUCCUACUAAAUUUCCAUCGGUGGAGCUUUGUUGUCUAAGAUUGGAUGGCGUCUCGCACAAACAACUUUGGGAGGGUUAUAAGCAUCUGCCGAGUUUGAAAGUUAUGGAACUCUAUGGCUUGAAAAACUUAAUCAAGACACCAGAUUUUGAUGGACUUCCGAAUCUUGAAAGAUUUAUUCUUAAUGGUUCUCCAUAUAUAGAAGAGAUUCAUCCGCCAAUUCAACGCUUGAAAGUGAUGGAACUCUAUGGUUUGGAAAACCUAAUCAAGACACCAGAUUUUGAUGGACUUCCAAAUCUUGAAAGAUUCAUUCUUCAUAAUUCUCUGCAUAUAGAAGAGAUUCAUCCAUCAAUUCGACGCUUGGAAAACCUUAUUUUCUUAUGUAUAGAUGAUUGUCCAAGUCUUAAGAUAUUUCCACCCGUUACCCAACUAAAUAAACUCAUGACCUUUUUGUUAUCAGAUUGCCCCAAAAUUGUUAAGCUCCAACAACAGAACAUGAGCAAUUUACCCCAUCUUCAUUUGGAUAAUAGUGGAAAAGAAGUUGCAUCUUGUAAAAAAAAUUCAACCAACUUUUCUGUUACUUGCUUGGCAUGUGGUGACACUGAAGUUAAGAAAUCAGGAGAUGACUUCAUUGAUGUAGAAGAAUGUUGUUUAGAGGAGCCUUUUCUACCUCACAGCAACAUGAAUCACCACACAAUGUUGCAGUUUUUUUCCAGAGGCUUAAGAAAUUUGCAUCUCUGGUACUGCAAUUUGGGAGAUAAAGAGAUCCGCUCUGCUGUUUGGGAUUUACCUAACUUGGAAAAACUCAAUCUAUCAGGAAAUAAUUUUUCACAACUAAAUUUUAGUCUCUUUCAGCUUCCUCGGCUCAAAUGGCUCAAUGUGUCCCGCUGUGAAAAACUUGUAGAAUUGUCCGAGUUGCCAUCAAGUAUAGCCGUUCUUAGAGCAGAUUGGUGUACAUCACUUGAAAGCCUUGGAGAUGUUUCAAACUGUAAGUUGUUGUGGAGCCUCUCACUUUGCAAGAACAAGCUUGGUACACUUGUUGGUGACAUAUUACUAGACUCCAUGCUCCAGGGAAUUGCUCUUGAAGGUCAUUUUGUCAGUGUCACUCUUGAUCAUCAGAAGAUCCCAAAAAGGUUUGCAGGUAGGCUGUUUAGGGGGGAAACAUUUACACUGCAUCUUCCACAUGAUUGGUACAAUGACUUUUCUGGGUUCUUAAUAUGCAUUGUAACCCACAUGAAAUCUCCAUAUGUUGAUAUAAUUAUCAAGCAACAGCCUGAUGAAGAUCCACCAUUUGAGCUUAUGCAAGAGUCAAAUGAAUAUGAUGGAAAAACAAUAUUCAUAGGAUAUGUUUCCUUUGGUUCAUUGAGGCAGACCUCAUUGGUGACUUCACCAUACAAUAUCAUUUCAUUUUCCUUACACAGAGGAUAUGUGUGUUCAUUAGAAGCUGAGAGUUAUAUUGGAGCUGAGCUUGUUCCUAGGGUAAAUAAAGGUGAUCAGGUGCAAACAACAAAAGUAGCAGCAGAUUGCUCAGAAUUUUGGGACAAUGAACGUGAAGAUAGAAGUACAUUUACACUCAAACAUGAUUCACAGUCUUCUAUCAAGAUCUUAUGGCAACCUUACUUCUGCCUACAGAAAGUAGUUGUGAAAGUGGGUGUACACAACGAUAGAGAAAAACGGAGGGCUAUGAAAGCAGCUAUCAGCCUUGCAGGUGUUGAGUCCUUAGCAAUGAACAUGCAUGACAAGAAAAUGACAUUGAUCGGAGACAUUGAUCCAGUUGAUGCCGUCAGAAAACUUAGAAAAAUUUGCAACGCAGAGCUAGUGACUGCUGGACCAGCCAAGGAAAUGGUGGAGAUCGAGUUUCCAUUCACGGUUGCAGACCUUGUGAAGGAUGCAGUCAAAGGACUUCCUUGA